AUGGUGGCUCGAGGAAUGGACAUAUCUAACCUACAAUCUUUUUUGUUCCAUUUGAAAGCAAACUGUAAAGGUCUCAUUCUCUCUGAAGUUCAGAUAGAUGAUGCAGAGCUUGACAAAAUUGAAAAGACGAUACCUAAAAUACUGCCACCGUAUACCGGAAUUUUACAGUGCCAUGAGGUUGUUUGGGUGAAACCACAUACGUUCCUAGAUAUUCGAAAGCUCACCUGUCUCAGCUGCUCUCCAUCCAAAGCACAACUUAUAUGCGACCAAGAUUUGAAAAUUAUCAGUAUGUUUGCCGGCUAUCCGGACUCUGUAUAUGAUGCUAAGGUGACCUGCCGCCAUUCUGUAUGA
This is a messenger RNA of Acanthoscelides obtectus, 351 nucleotides long. The record is from the annotation of a GenBank genome assembly. Lineage: Eukaryota; Metazoa; Arthropoda; Insecta; Coleoptera; Chrysomelidae.